AUGGAAGACCGGCUUGAGGAGGCAUCUUUAGAGGAGUUCCCACAUAUAUCAGUGGAAAAUGUAAUGAACUGCUCUUUUUCUGCUUGGCGUACAUACUGUUCUGCGGUUACUCCUAAUGCACGUGUUAUUCGUCUCUCUGAUGAGGCAUUUCUUUAUUAUCUUGGCCAAGAUGGACUUAUUUUACCGCCUAUUUCCUCAAAAUAUAAUGAAGAUAGUGAAAACAAUGUUGAAGAUGCCAUUUUAAAUAGUGUUCAAGAUAAUGCUUCGGAUUGUAGUUUUUCAGAUAACUCAUCAGGCGAUAUUCAUAUUAAUACUUCUGAUUGUGUUGCUCCAUUUCGAUCAUUGGAUCAAGAGAUUACAUGUGUAAUUGCUACUUUAGGUGGUGCAGUUUUUCCUAAACUUAACUGGUCAGCGCCAAAGGAUGCUGCAUGGAUUACAUCAACGCGGACUUUGCGCUGUACAACUUCUUCUGAUGUUUAUUUAUUGCUUAAGAGUUCGGACUAUAUCACACAUGAUCUGUAUCAUGCUUUUGAUGAUUGUUGUUCGCCUGGUCCGCCAUCGCACUUUCAACAUGAACUUGUAUUGAAACAAUGGUUUAAUGUUCAUCCAUCAAUGGAAUUUCGUUGUUUUGUUAAACAGCGUUGUCUUAUAGGUAUUUCUCAACGUGAUUUAAAAUAUUAUGAUUUUCUUGAGUCAUUACGUCCUGUAAUUCUUUCUCUUUCAAUAGAAUUAUUUGAUCUUUAUUUGAAAGACAAAUUUCCUGAUGAAAAUUUUAUUUUUGAUAUUUAUAUACCACCGUCAAAGACAAAAGCUUGGUUAAUUGAUAUUAAUCUCUGGCACUACAGAACUUCUUCCCUCUUAUUUUCCUGGAAAGAACUGCUGGGCGACUCAUUGUGCUUUAACAAUAGUCAUUUACUUCCCCAGCUUCGUCUUGUUGAUAUAGAUAGUUCGCUUUGGGGACCUUCACAGUUUAUGACACAAAGAAUUUCGGAUGAUUUACUAAAAGCAAAUACACAAAAUAUUGAUAUCGAAGAAUACAUAAAAAAGCUUCAUAUUACUACAGAUGCUACCAACAAUAAAAGAUCUUGA
This is a messenger RNA of Pneumocystis jirovecii RU7, 1089 nucleotides long. RefSeq names its product cell proliferation protein CDC123. Lineage: Eukaryota; Fungi; Ascomycota; Pneumocystomycetes; Pneumocystales; Pneumocystaceae. The coding region runs from base 1 to 1089 and encodes 362 amino acids. The transcript is spliced from 4 exons. Gene Ontology annotation, cellular component: cytoplasm. The record is from RefSeq and is a predicted model, not a curated record.